AAGUUUGUCUAGCUUCUUAGUGCGUUAAUUUCUCUGAGUCACACGACGCCGCCGGAACUCACUUUUAUUCUCGGUCAUUUCGUGCUCACGCUCAGUUUCUAGGAGCGUUUCUGUGGUGCAGGUUUUUACCAUGGCCGACGACCGUGAGUUUCUUCGGAACGUUGAUGCAACUUUUCCUGCUACCGUCCAUCCCGAUCCCGAAUGGACGACCAGGACCAUUACCAAUCGUGAUUUCCAUCCGAUUCCAGCCGCAGAGGCGGCAGACCGCGACCGGUUACAUGGGGAAUUCUACGAGACGCUAGACCUGUUCCGCCGGCGCGCGCGCGCGGGGCAAAGGGGGCCGCAGGACCAGCGGACGAGGAACCGGGACACUGAAAACCGCGCUCCAGAAUUGACACCGGAGCUUCGUGAGGAUGAAGGUAUUCUUCCAGGAGGUCGCGGUCGCCGAGAGACUGCGGAAGAUUACUACCAUCUGCUACGGCGGCAGAGACAUGGAAUUGACCCGGUCGUGCGGAACCGGACCGAGGGGACUCCCGCUGUCCCGCGUGAUGUAACAAGAGAUAUUGACUUCAAUCCUCGCUUCGGACCGCCGCAACGACGACCGGCGGUUGUAUUGCAACCGGCCUUGCGUCGAGAGGGCGAGGACCCCGUUGGUCUGCGCAACAUUGACCGUGGGCACAGGAGACGUUCCCAACAAAUCCCCCGACGAGAUGUUGAUCAUCUCACGGUGCAACAGUUGCAAUUACUCGAACCUCCAGCGCGGCAAAAUUUGCGUGUAGCUUCGGAGUUGGACCUCGCGUUGGAGCGGCGCCGGGUGGAAGAAGCGUGUCAGGUCGUACGAGGACAAGUUUUCGGACAAAGAUGCACCCGACGGGCGCGAGGGACGCAAGCAGCAGGUGCUGCAGCAGGACCAAACAAUCAAAAUAAUUCGCAACUUUUAUCCCGUCCGGCGCGCCCUGCCCGUCGCAGCGCGCUGCGGCUUGCUGCGAGCGUCGCGGCGAUGUUUAGUACUGCAGAACCGGUGGAAUCGAUGCUGUUUCGGCAAGAUCCGGGAACCAAGGAGUGUUUUUUCGUGGAGUCCAUGAACGGAGGACGGGAAUUCCAGAUUGAUUACGAGGUGAACGCGCCGAAUGACAACCUUCCGGAAAUCCGGUUUUACGUGCAGAAGAAGGAGGAUUACGACAAAUUUUCGCCCUCGGCGAUCCAAAUGUCGACGGAGGUGGCCUGGAAAACCGAGCUGAACGCUUUUAUCGGCGAGUAUAGUUAGAAUUAUGUUCGUCAACAUUGUGUAUAGUACUUAGCAUCCUCGAAUAUCAUUGCCCAGAACCAGUACCACCAACCUGCGGGGGAAUCGAUUUGCAUGACAAGGAGCAGGUAAGUGCUACUGUAGGACGAGAAGGCUUAUGAAAAUCAUGAAUGCGACUGUAUCAGAACCUACGCCGUCUGCUUUGAGAGUCUGAAAGCGUCGGGGGAACAGUUCGUAUCCGUCGACAUCACCGAAGGCGACGUGUAUUCGGACCUUCCCGCCGCCGCGACGCGGGCACAGAAAACCGCCAUGCUGACGGCGGAGCUCGCGCUGAAGGUGGAGCACGUGCGCGCGCAGCAGGACUUUGCUCUCACCCGGGAGGGAUUCCAGCGGAAGAUUGUCGCGGAUCUCAACUCCCACUGUCUCUGGUGGACCGCGGUGGAAGCGCUGUGCACCGUCGGGUUUGCCAUCAUGCAAACGAAAGUGCUAAAAGGCUUCUUCGAAACCAAGGCGUACGUGUAAUUAUGAGCGCUCCAGAAAUUAUUUGAUUUAUUGGAAUCGGACCGCUUGCGAAUGUGUUUUGCCUGCUGAACCUUGUCCCAACAACUAGAAGUAGUCGAGAAUACAGAAUCAGGAGCACAAGAAACGUCAACUUGUUUUGCGGGCAACGGCAAAGUUUGCUGCAGGGCAGACCAGCAUUCGCCGUCGAAGGUGUUGUAGAAAGGGGGCAACGGAUGACUAUUUGAGUCUUUAGCUUCUUCAUUUGAAGUUGAGCAACUGUCCGAAUCAGGACCGCUCUCCUUGGGUUCAGGAGCACGGCUCGCGCUCAGUUGUUUUCGGGCGAGUGCGAGUGAGGUCGCGUCUACUGUUUUCUACAUAUUCGUGGAUCCGUCUCCUUUUGCUUUCUUGUCGUGCGCAGGCAAAAUCCAAUCUUGUUGACUUCUUAAUCCAGCGUUGGCACUUACGCCUGCAAAUAACAAUGAUAACGGAAGAUGAUUCUUCCCCUGCCGACCUGCUUGAACUCGCACAGAACGCGGCGGCGCUGUUUGCGCGGUGUGGGCGCGAUUCCCUGUGCGCGGCCACGCGCGUUGUGGUCGAGCGAUUGCAGUUGGUCGCGUCAACAUCCAUCGGGACGGUGACUGACUCUUUGCAGAAAAA
This is a messenger RNA of Amoebophrya sp. A120, 2404 nucleotides long. The record is from the annotation of a GenBank genome assembly. Lineage: Eukaryota; Dinophyceae; Syndiniales; Amoebophryaceae.